Tachysurus fulvidraco (yellow catfish) is the source of this 3916-nucleotide messenger RNA. It is a transcript of the gene tomm70, whose product is annotated as translocase of outer mitochondrial membrane 70 homolog A (S. cerevisiae). The record is from RefSeq and is a predicted model, not a curated record. The transcript has 12 exons. Bases 82 to 1800 code for a protein of 572 amino acids. Gene Ontology annotation, molecular function: protein binding. Lineage: Eukaryota; Metazoa; Chordata; Actinopteri; Siluriformes; Bagridae.
CCUCCGGUAUCCCACAAUGCCUUGCUUCCUUCUCUGACCUUUCAGCGAUUUCCGCUGCCUGCUAAAGUCGGUGUGUGUUGUAUGGUGGGACCGAUGGCCGCUUCAAAGCCCAUCGAACCUGUGACCGGGUCCGGGCUGCCCCGGUGGCAGCUGGCGCUGCUGGUCGGGACUCCCGUCGUGCUCGGGGUCGGAGCCGCUUAUCUGUGGAGCCGCAGCCGGAGCCGCGGUCAGAAACAGCCGGGUAGCGAACGCAAUGAGGAGAGGAAAACUCCCGAAGGCAGCGAACAGGACAACAUGAGCCCUCUGGAUAAGGCACAGGUUGCUAAGAACAGGGGCAACAAGUAUUUCAAGGCUGGUAAGUACGAUCAGGCCAUCAAGUGCUACACUGAGGCAAUCAGCCUGUGCCCCAAAGAACAGAAGACUGACCUGUCCACCUUCUACCAGAAUAGAGCUGCAGCAUACGAGCAGCAGGUGAAAUGGACUGAAGUGGUGGAAGACUGUUCUCAGGCUGUCGAAAUGAAUCCACGUUACGUAAAAGCUCUCUUUAGGCGUGCCAGAGCCCUGGAAAAACUAGACAACAAAAAGGAGUGUCUGGAAGAUGUGACAGCCGUAUGUAUACUCGAGGCCUUCCAGAACCAGCAAAGCAUGCUCCUGGCAGACAGGGUGCUGAAACAGCUGGGAAAAGAGAAAGCCAAGGAAAAAUACAAGAACCGGGAGCCUCUAAUGCCAUCACCCCAGUUUAUCAAGUCCUACUUCAGCUCCUUCACUGAUGACAUCAUAUCGCAACCCCUUCAGAAAGGGGAGAAGAAAGACGAGGACAAGGAUAAGGAGGGUGAAGCUUCUGAGGUUACAGAGAGCUCAAACUAUCUGAAGGCCAAGCAGUACAUGGAAGAGGAGAACUAUGAUAAAAUCAUCAGUGAGUGCACUAAGGAGAUUGAAUCAAAGGGCCGACACACUGCUGAAGCUCUGCUGCUAAGAGCCACAUUCUACCUGCUCAUCGGCAAUGCCACAGCCGCCCAGCCCGACCUGGACCAAGUCAUCAACAUGCAGGAUGCCAAUGUCAAGUUGCGAGCAAACGCUCUGAUAAAACGUGGCAGCAUGUACAUGCAGCAGCAGCAGCCACAGCUGUCCACCCAAGACUUCAACUUGGCAGCUGAAAUAGAUAAUCGGAAUGCUGACGUCUAUCACCAUAGGGGACAGCUGAAGAUCCUGCUGGACCAGGUUGAGGAAGCAGUGGCAGAUUUUGAUGAGUGUAUUCUGCUCAGACCUGACUCUGCCCUGGCUCAGGCACAGAAGUGCUUUGCUCUGUAUAGACAGGCGUACACAGGAAACAGCCCGUCUCAAGUACAGACAGCCAUGGAAGGCUUUGAGGAUGUAAUCAGAAGGUUCCCAAAGUGUGCAGAAGGCUAUGCCCUGUAUGCUCAGGCAUUGACCGACCAGCAGCAGUUUGGGAAGGCAGAUCAGAUGUAUGACAAAUGUAUUGAACUGGAGCCUGAUAAUGCCACAACCUAUGUCCAUAAAGGGCUGCUGCAGCUCCAGUGGAAGCAGGAUCUGGACAUGGGCUUGGAUCUGAUUAGCAAAGCCAUUGAGAUUGACAACAAAUGUGACUUUGCCUAUGAAACUAUGGGAACCAUCGAAGUCCAGAGAGGCAACUUGGACAAGGCCAUAGAUAUGUUCAACAAGGCCAUUAACCUCGCCAAGUCUGAGAUGGAGAUGGCCCAUCUGUAUUCACUCUGUGACGCUGCCUAUGCACAGACCGAGGUGGCCAGGAAGUAUGGGCUCAAACCCCCAACAUUGUAACUCUCCACCACCAAUCCCAACGUCUACUGCUGAGCCUGAGUACACAUCUUCUAUCCACGAACAUUUGAGUUGUUUUAUUUUUGUGUAAGGUGUUCAUUCAUUAUUACAAGACAGAUGGGCAGAGUCUGCUCUGGAGUCAUGCAAUUAUGUUUACCUCAUAGUAAACAUUAAGGUGAUCGAAUGAUGAAGGGGAGUCCAAGCGGGAGUGAGCCGAGGGAGAAAAAAGACGGGGCAAAAUAGAAACAAGUUCUCAACUGCUUGGAAUUUGGUGGUGAAAUCUAAUACCACCCUUCGUAAAGCAUGCACACAACAUUGCACUUUGUGUCACUUAUGUGUCCUUAUGAAAUCACUAAAUAAUCAAGUAUCCUAAUAUCAAGCUCCUGUAUUAAAAAAAAUGUUAGUAAUUUCAAACAAAUUCCCCUCAUUUGUUUGAAAUUACUAAUUAAUUACAUUUUAAUUGUCACUAAUUCAUAUUGUGUGCACACUGUUAGAAAAAGUCAGUGUUUCUGAGCUUAUUGCUUGUUGAUAAUUCUGAUAAAUUGUUCCAAUGUUCUUGAGCGUUUGGCCAUUGUCACAUUAUAGGACUCUAUGAAUAACUGUUUUGAGACCUGCAGGAAAAGUUACGUAUGUGUAACAUGUCUGUCAGUUGGUGUGUCACCAGUGUUAUUGACACAUGAAUUUCUAUAACAUUGGGAAGAAUUUGGGUAAUAAUGAACUUUUUUCCAUAUACAUCCUGAUUUAUUUUCCUUUUUUAAAACUAGGGAAUUGCUUUUUUUCUUUUUAUAUUCUGUACAGCAUGAGUGUAAUUUCUCUAUUAAUAAAUAUUAUGAAGGCUCUCUUGCAGUAAUAAUGCCGUCCAGUAAGUUGGGUUAUUGAAAUGAGUGUCAGAAGAUCCGCUUGUUUGAGUAGAUGUGAUGAAUGUUUCAUGCAAGGAGGGAAAAAAAGCAUCAACCAAAACUGGUAUCUUUCCGCUAAAUCGGUCCAACCAGUUGAAGAGUCUCUAACCUGUGCACUAAAAUAUAAAAUUCAGUAAUUUGCCCAUUUAUUUAGAUGCAACAGUGUCUAAGAACAUGUACAUUCCCCACUUUGCAACAUCCAGUUUUCUUUUCAUUGCGAAAUAAAUUCCUGCUCUCUGGUCAUCUGGAAUAUUUUUUUUUCACUGUUCACAGCAAAUAUUUACUGUCUUGAUGGGUUCAGUGUGUUAUGUCAGAAAUUAUGUCCUCAGACGAUGCUGAAGCUGAUGAUAAAUGUUGUAGCAUCUCAAGGGCUUUCAUACAUUUCUUCAGAACUGUAACAAUCUGCAUAUUAGAAAUAGUGUUUAAUAUUUGAUUUCCAACUUAUUGUAUUUUAUAGUUGUAACAUAUAUUAGUGUUAAGGAGUAACUGAGGUAGAAGCUACUAUGAUACUAGUUUUAAAAUAAGAGGUUUACAUUUAAAGCAAUUAUGUAUUAAGCAUAGAAAGUCAGAUCCUUACAAACUCAGUAAAAAUUCCACCGCAGGAAUUAUUGCGGUCAGUUUAUUUAUGUAACUGAUGAGGUUGUUUAAUGUCAAUGACCUUAUAUUCCACAUUCUGCCAAAGAAAAACCCACAUGAUAAUCAUCUCUCUGCUGUGCAUAUUUAAAUGUUGCUAAAGUUUUAGAGGGUGGGGAGUCAAUUUUCUGGUCUCAGGAUGGGAUUUUGGGGGAAUUGCAAAUACAAAGUUCAUAAGUAGACGUUUACAUUAAGAAGAGGGAACAUGAACGAUACCUCUGCAUGUAUGUCUUAUCACAUUCGCCUGUGGUGUUGAAUUUGCUUUAUAUAUUGAGUUUAAGCUUAAACUAACAUUAAACUGCCAUGCAAGCCAAAAGUUAAGACAAAUCAUUCCUCACAUGACUGCUGCAUGUUUGCAAAUCAGUUUGAUGACAUUGGGUUUUAACCGUUCUGGCUUUCAAUGAACAUGUUGCAUUAAGGUCCUGCUCCCAAUGUGUGAAGCCCUGAAUGAAAAAAUGUACUUCUGUACACAAGCUGUGCCCCUCGAGGUGAAAUUUCUCAGUUAAAAACAGAUAAAGAUGUUAAAGAAAUAGCUGAUUCGUGUAAUCCUAAUGUAACAUAAACAAUAAAGGAAUACUGAAAUUGUG